Messenger RNA from Spinacia oleracea (spinach), 2337 nucleotides. RefSeq names its product probable inactive receptor kinase At1g27190. The coding region runs from base 151 to 1998 and encodes 615 amino acids. The transcript has a single exon. Lineage: Eukaryota; Viridiplantae; Streptophyta; Magnoliopsida; Caryophyllales; Amaranthaceae. Gene Ontology annotation, molecular function: protein binding; ATP binding; protein kinase activity. The record is from RefSeq and is a predicted model, not a curated record. Gene Ontology annotation, biological process: protein phosphorylation.
GACAGUCAAAUGCAAUUCAUUCCUUUCAAAGCAAAGACCAUUCAACUCAACUCUUUACCUUUCAAAAACUUCCAGCUAAUCCAUCAUCCCCAACUCCACCAUGCCGAAAAGUUGACUCUCCAAACCUAAACCUAAACCCCCCAUUUUUUCAUGCUUUUUAAUUUUCUGGGUAUCAUCUUAAUUUCAAUGAUGAAGAAGAAGCUGCAAAAUUCAGAUCUACCCACUUUUUUAAUCCUCCUUUUCUCUCUCCUUACUCUUUCUCUAUCAGCUGAAGAUGAUGUAAAGUGCCUUCAAGGCGUAAAAUCUGCCUUAAAUGACCCACAAGGUAAGCUUAAUUCAUGGGACUUCAGAAAUUCUUCAUCUUCUUUUGUCUGCAAAUUUGUGGGUGCUACUUGUUGGAAUGACAAAGAAAAUCGACUAAUUACUCUUCAACUUAGAGAUUUUCAGCUUUCUGGGGAAAUUCCAGAUUCUCUUGAGUUUUGUACUAGCAUUCAGAAUCUUGAUCUCUCUGGUAAUUCCCUUACUGGGACUAUCCCUGCUAAUAUCUGUUCAUGGCUUCCUUUUUUGGUGACUUUAGAUUUGUCUGCUAAUAAGUUAUCUGGGAAUAUUCCACCUGAUCUUGGCAAAUGUGAGUAUUUGAAUAGGCUUGAUUUGUCUGAUAAUCAUUUAUCUGGAAGUAUUCCUGAACAAUUAUCCAAUUUGAACCGGUUAAAGUCCUUUUCUGUUGCUGGGAAUGGAUUAUCUGGGCCGAUUCCUGAGUCAUUGGCACAUUUCGAUAGGGAUGAGUUUGAAGGGAAUAGUGGGUUGUGUGGGAGACCAAUUGGGUCGAGCUGCAAUGGGCUGAGCAAGAAGAAUUUGGCGAUUAUCAUUGCAGCCGGUGUUUUCGGGGCAGCUGCGUCGUUGUUGUUUGGGUUCGGGUUGUGGUGGUGGUAUUUUUCAAGGGCGAACAGGAGGAGGAAAGAAGGGUAUGGGCUUGGUAGGGGUGAUGAUGGUACUUGGAUUGAUAGGUUGAGAGCUCAUAAGCUUACUCAGGUUACUUUGUUUCAAAAACCACUUGUUAAAGUUAAAUUGUCUGAUUUGUUGGCUGCUACCAACAAUUUCAGUGCAGAGUCUGUGAUGAUCUCGACUAGGAUGGGAACUACUUAUAAUGCUAUGUUGCCUGAUGGUUCUACUUUGGCAAUUAAGCGUCUUAAUACGUGUAAUUUGAGUGAAAAACUGUUUAAGACGGAGAUGAAUAGGUUGGGAAAGCUUAGGCAUCCGAAUUUAGUGCCGUUGUUGGGUUACUGUCUUGUAGAAGAUGAGAAGCUUUUGGUUUAUAAGUACUUGUCUAAUGGGACGUUGUGUUCUGUUCUUCAUGGUAAAACGAUAGAAUUGGAUUGGCCAGCGAGGUUCAGAAUCUGUUUAGGUGCUGCAAGAGGGCUUGCUUGGCUCCAUCAUGGAGUGGAGCCGCCUCAUUUGCACCAAAAUAUAAGUUCAAAUGUGAUACUUCUUGAUGAAGAUUUGGAUGCUAGGAUAAUUGAUUUUGGGUUAGCAAGACUUGUUUCUGCCUCAACAUCGAGGAAUGAGAGCAGUUUUGUGAACGGGGACUUGGGAGAAUUCGGGUAUAUAGCACCAGAGUACUCAAGCACCAUGGUGGCAUCACUUAAAGGAGACGUUUAUGCAUUUGGUGUAGUUGUUUUGGAAUUAGUGACAGGGCGAAAGCCAUUAGAAGUGAGUGCUGUAGAAGAAGGGUUCAAGGGCAACUUGGUAGAUUGGGCGAAUCACCUAUCAAGCUCAGGUAGAACAAUGGAAGCCAUCGAUAAAGAUAUACGUGGUAGAGGUUAUGACAAUGAUAUUGUUCAGGUAUUCAGAAUUGCAUCAAAUUGUAUAGUUUCUCGACCAAAGGAUAGAUGUUCGAUGCUUCAGGUUUAUGAUUCACUAAACAGCAUGACUGAAGACCAUCCUUCUGAGCAAUAUGAUGACUUCCCAUUGAUAUUUGGAAGACAGGAUAUGGAUUAGCCACCAGCCGGUAUAUAAUUUACCCCUUUAAUUAUACCAGCAAUAGUGUCCAAGUUCACAGUGGUUUUAUUCGAGGGCGUGGUUCAUUCCUGCUGGGUUUUUCUUUAUAUGCUGCGAAUUUGUAAAAUUUACCUGUAUAAUGGACCCUUGCAAAACUUUUCUGCUGCAAAGAGAUUAGUAAUGAAAAGCUAACUUUGAGCUUCUUGAUGUUUGUCAGUUUGUGUUGUUGAGAUGUAUUAUCUGAAGCUUAUUGUAGCAAGUAAUGUCAUACAUACUUGAUUGUAUCUUUUGUAAAUAAAAAUGAUGGAUCAAAUUCUCCUUUCUUGAUCUUGAAAAAUA